AUGGCGUGCAUUUCGUUGAACACCUUCCCGAGUGCCAGAAGUAAUGGUGUAAAUACGGCGUUUUCCGGGAAUCCUAGUCACCUUUACAGUUUCUCGCCUAAGGUAAUUUAUCGAUGUUGUUUUCGCGCCGGACCCAUGAAUUGGGACGCUGCGAACCACGGGUGUGGCCGCUUUGCUCGAGUUCUCCGUGAUUCUUCUGGUGGCUUGAGAGGCGGCGAUGGCGGCAUUUAUCGUCAGUCAGGGUUGCCCGAUUUCAGCUGUCUUGGUUCAGUUAAUGGGGCGCCCGCUACUUCUGUUGAAAGAGUGACUGUACUGGUGAUUGGAGGAGGCGGAAGGGAGCACGCUCUCUGCUAUGCCCUCAGAAGAUCUCCAUCUUGUGACGCUGUAUUCUGUGCGCCUGGCAAUGCCGGGAUAUCCAACUCUGGGGAUGCUACUUGUGUUGAGUACCUGGAUAUCACUGACAGCUCGUCUGUUAUCGAUUUUUGCCGCGAAUGGGGAAUCGGGCUUGUCGUGAUUGGACCGGAGGCCCCUCUCGUGGCUGGUCUUGCCAAUGAUCUUGCCAGUGCUGGGAUUUUCACUUUCGGGCCAUCCUCGGAAGCAGCAGCUUUGGAAGGCUCGAAGGAUUUCAUGAAACGGUUGUGUGACAAAUAUGCUAUUCCGACUGCUAAGUACAAGACAUUCACAGACCCAUCAUCCGCGAAAGCAUACAUCAAAGACCAAGGCACUCCCAUAGUCAUCAAGGCUGACGGCUUAGCCGCGGGCAAAGGAGUCAUUGUGGCCAUGACGCUGGACGAGGCGUAUGAAGCCGUUGACUCCAUGCUCGUGAAGAACUCCUUCGGGUCUGCUGGCUGCCGUGUGAUAAUCGAGGAGUAUUUGGAAGGUGAAGAAGCAUCUUUCUUUGCCCUAGUAGAUGGGGAGAAUGCGAUACCUCUCGAGUCCGCCCAAGAUCACAAAAGGGUCGGUGAUGGGGAUACGGGCCCCAAUACUGGUGGAAUGGGGGCUUAUUCUCCCGCCCCUGUCCUGACGAGGGAGCUACAGUCAGUCGUGAUGGAAUCUAUCAUUUAUCCCACGGUGAGGGGAAUGGCAGCCGAGGGGUGCAAGUUCGUUGGGGUUUUGUAUGCGGGUUUGAUGAUUGAGAGGAAGUCUGGGUUGCCGAAGCUGAUAGAGUAUAAUGUGCGCUUUGGGGAUCCCGAGUGCCAGGUACUAAUGGUUCGUCUAGAGUCCGACCUAGCCCAAGUUCUACUUGCGGCCUGCAAGGGCGACCUGGACAGCCUAACCCUAGACUGGUCACCCGGGUUUGCCAUGGUCGUGGUCAUGGCCAGCAAGGGGUACCCAGGUGACUACCAGAAAGGGACAGUCAUCCGGAACCUCGACGAGGCAGAGCAGGUGGGCCCCACUAUCAAGGUGUUCCAUGCUGGCACGGCACUCGACUCGGACGGGAACUAUGUGGCCAACGGUGGGCGUGUGCUUGGAGUCACGGCCAGAGGGGCCGAUCUCAAGGAGGCGCGGGACAGGGCAUACGAGGCCAUCGACCAGAUUCAUUGGCCGGGAGGGUUCAACAGACGAGACAUUGGCUGGCGGGCCCUACCACAGAAGAAUGUGAAGUGA
Molecule: messenger RNA, 1608 nt
Organism: Striga hermonthica
Lineage: Eukaryota; Viridiplantae; Streptophyta; Magnoliopsida; Lamiales; Orobanchaceae
Source: the annotation of a GenBank genome assembly